Molecule: messenger RNA, 3293 nt
Organism: Gorilla gorilla gorilla (western lowland gorilla)
Lineage: Eukaryota; Metazoa; Chordata; Mammalia; Primates; Hominidae
Gene: STRAP
Product: serine/threonine kinase receptor associated protein
Exons: 10
Coding region: 1738-2790 (350 amino acids)
Biological process (GO): spliceosomal snRNP assembly
Cellular component (GO): SMN complex
Molecular function (GO): protein binding; RNA binding
Source: RefSeq, a predicted model, not a curated record
AAGCCAUAACCAUUGCCAUUAAGGAGUUCAUAAAUGUGUGAGUGGUGCGUAUGUGUGAGACAAAAGGGAGAGGAUGGCACAAAGGAGGAGUCGAACAAGAUAAAAUGAAAAACAUAUAUAGUAAGUGCUUUACCGUAACUGAAUGAACGAGAGUACUAAGGAAAAAGAAUGGAGACGUAUUUCAAGUUCUCACGUUGUUUGACUCGAAUCUUGUAGACGGUGUUUGCUGCAAAAAGAUGAAGAAAACAUUCACAGACAUUUAUGUUGAUUACAUAUUUAUCGCUAUGUGCCCAGACGUUUUGACCUUGGGGAUAAAGUAGUAAAGAAAACACAAAAAUCUCUGUUGUAUUGGGUUUACAUUCUAUCAAUAAAGAUACAACUUGCCCAGAGAAAAGGCCUCUCCUGGUUAGAAAACAGUAUCAACAAUUAACAGCUCUGGUGGUUUCACAGAGCCACAGUGGGCUGCCUGCUGCAGACAAUAUCAGAGUUUGUUUAUAUUUAAAUAUUAUUUUAAUAUUUCUAUUUUUGUCCAUGUAUUAUAAUGCACACGUAUGUAAUUUGCAAAUCAUCGCUCAUAUAUACAUCAUAUCAAAAGGUGUAAAAGUUUUUGAUAGAAUUCAGCAUUCAUUCGCUUAUAAAAUGAGUGAAGGCUCACUUUACUGAUGAGAGUAUUUCAUCAAAAAAAUUGGGGAUCUACAACUCCAGAGUUCUCCGAAGUCCACCAAGGAAAAAGUAACUUGAAUUUAAUCGCAUUUAAAACUAUAUAGUAUCCACUCCUAAAACAUUAGCAACAUAGGAAAACUUACACAGCGGAAGAAAUGACUGGGGAAAUUUUUUUUUUUUUUUUUUUAAGACAUGGUCUCGCUCUGUUGCCCAGGCUGGAGCGCGGUGGCGCGAGCACCGCUUACUGCGGUGUCGACCUCUCGGGCUCGAGUUAUCCCCCCACCUCAGCCUUCCAAGUAGGUGGGACCACAGGCACCACCACGCCAAGCCCGUAUAUGGUUUUUAAAUAAGACAAAUUGCAAAAAACGUUGCCAGACAGCGUUCGCUGGUUUGGGCCGUCACUGGGAAUGGCUCGUGUCCGUCUAGAUAUUCAGAGGCCGAGCAGUCCUCAGUAGGGCUGCUCGGCAGGUACACAGCUGACGCUGGUCCUUGGACUUAUGGGAGUGGGAACAACUCCCAACUCGGCCGCGGACCAGGAAGGCGUUCUGACCCGCUAGAGCUCGGGGAGAGGGACCCCAUCCCGGUGCCUAGAGCAUCUCCCUUAGUCGGCGUGGGCCAGCGCCAGUUACCUCACGAGCACUGAACUAGCGCCUGCGCCCUUCUAUACUUCUCGCUCUUUCUUCAAGUCACUUCUACCCGGCGAGCCCGCCCUCCCGCCGAUCGUCAUUUCCGGCGGGUGCUCUGCGUCGUUUACGUCGUCACUUCCUGCCGAUACCGGUGUGGACGGUGUGAAUCGUGGCUGGCACGGUUCUCCGCUUCUCCCCAUCCCCUACUUUCCUCCCUCCCUCCCUUUCCCUCCCUCGUCGACUGUUGCUUGCUGGUCGCAGACUCCCUGACCUCUCCCUCACCCCUUCCUAACCUCGGUGCCACCGGAUUGCCCUUCUUUUCCUGUUGCCCAGCCCAGCGCUAGUGUCAGGGCGGGGGCCUGGAGGAGCCCGAGGCACUGCAGCAGAAGAGAGAAAAGACAACGACGACCCUCAGCUCGCCAGUCCGGUCGCUGGCUUCGCCGCCGCCAUGGCAAUGAGACAGACGCCGCUCACCUGCUCUGGCCACACGCGGCCCGUGGUUGAUUUGGCCUUCAGUGGCAUCACGCCUUAUGGGUAUUUCUUAAUCAGCGCUUGCAAAGAUGGUAAACCUAUGCUACGCCAGGGAGAUACAGGAGACUGGAUUGGAACAUUUUUGGGUCAUAAAGGUGCUGUUUGGGGUGCAACACUGAAUAAGGAUGCCACCAAAGCAGCUACAGCAGCUGCAGAUUUCACAGCCAAAGUGUGGGAUGCUGUCUCAGGAGAUGAAUUGAUGACCCUGGCUCAUAAACACAUUGUCAAGACUGUGGAUUUCACGCAGGAUAGUAAUUAUUUGUUAACCGGGGGACAGGAUAAACUGUUACGCAUAUAUGACUUGAACAAACCUGAAGCAGAACCUAAGGAAAUUAGUGGUCAUACUUCUGGUAUAAAAAAAGCUCUAUGGUGCAGUGAGGAUAAACAGAUUCUUUCUGCUGAUGACAAAACUGUUCGACUUUGGGAUCAUGCUACUAUGACAGAAGUGAAAUCUCUAAAUUUUAAUAUGUCUGUUAGUAGUAUGGAAUAUAUUCCUGAGGGAGAGAUUUUGGUUAUAACUUAUGGACGAUCUAUUGCUUUUCAUAGUGCAGUAAGUUUGGACCCAAUUAAAUCCUUUGAAGCUCCUGCAACCAUCAAUUCUGCAUCUCUUCAUCCUGAGAAAGAAUUUCUUGUUGCAGGUGGUGAAGAUUUUAAACUUUAUAAGUAUGAUUAUAAUAGUGGAGAAGAAUUAGAAUCCUACAAGGGACACUUUGGUCCUAUUCACUGUGUGAGAUUUAGUCCUGAUGGAGAACUCUAUGCCAGUGGUUCAGAAGAUGGAACAUUGAGACUAUGGCAAACUGUGGUAGGAAAAACGUAUGGCCUUUGGAAAUGUGUGCUUCCUGAAGAAGAUAGUGGUGAGCUGGCAAAGCCAAAGAUUGGUUUUCCAGAGACAACAGAAGAGGAGCUAGAAGAAAUUGCUUCAGAGAAUUCAGAUUGCAUCUAUCCUUCAGCUCCUGAUGUUAAGGCCUGAGCGUCAAUCAUAUGUUGCAGUUAGUAUACAACUGACUAAAACGAGCAAGCAGAGAAAAGCAUCAGCCUUCCAGAGUUACUGUCUGCUUAAGGCAGAAACAGCAGUAAAUAAUGAGGAAAAUGAAUUAGCUCCAGUGCUGGAACAACUAACUAACUUGGUGUUACCUGUAAGUGAAACUCAAGUGUCAGAUGAAGGGAGGUGGAGUUAUCCUCUUAUAGUACAGUGGCCUGUUAUCUUUUUAAUGAAUAUAUACAAGCCAACAUCCAAUUUCUAUUAUUACAAUUAGGGUUCUUGUAGCUGUUUAUGUUAUUAUGGAGAAGAAAACUAUAUUGGCUUAUUUUUUCUGAUCUUAAAGCAGAAUGCCUUUUCUUUUUUUGCUUCAGUUGUAAAGAAGAGGGAAUACAUGAUAAAGUAACUGGUUUGAUUUCUCGUUCAUUGUGCACUGCUUCUGAACAUCUAAUUGUUUUUAGUUGUCUAAAUAAAAUGCCUCUAAAACAAAACAA